UUAGAAUUUAUCGAAGCUUGUUUAGUAAUUACCGAUAUACCUUAUACUCGUUAUUUUCGUACUAAGGUUCCGUAUCGGUUUAGGGAAGGUUUUUCUUAUUAUCGAACCUAUAUUAAAGCAAAAAAGCCUUGCGACGGGGUAUUAAUAGUUUUAACUCGUAAGUUUAUUUUUCUUCUUAUUUUUAUAUUAUCCUAA
Messenger RNA from Colletotrichum paranaense, 195 nucleotides. RefSeq lists its product as uncharacterized. The transcript has a single exon. The annotation marks the transcript as partial. The record is from RefSeq and is a predicted model, not a curated record. Lineage: Eukaryota; Fungi; Ascomycota; Sordariomycetes; Glomerellales; Glomerellaceae.